Messenger RNA from Medioppia subpectinata, 630 nucleotides. The record is from the annotation of a GenBank genome assembly. Lineage: Eukaryota; Metazoa; Arthropoda; Arachnida; Sarcoptiformes; Oppiidae.
CCAAUGACUAUGUGAUGAAUGAGACAAUUGAUUGCCACAAAUGAAUGGCAAUCUUAUGAUUGGUUUGAUUUAGUAAAUGAAUUGAAUAGCAAUCAAAAACUUAAACCAAUUGCGAAGAGUGUGUGAAUGCUUUGGUUAGUCAAGCGGUACAACACAUAGAGUCUAAUGGCUAUAGCGUUGGACGCGGACGGCGAGGAGUUGACAGCUCUGCACUUGGAGUUUGAAUGGCUGCUCACCCAAGAGGUCAACACUAUAUUAUCUCAAUUGCAUUCAAUUGUAUUGGAGUGUUGUCGUCGAUUCCCAGUCCACGUUCCGGGUCUCGAGACUUUGGUCAAAACCGAAAAGUUUCCGCUAAACUCGACCACACAUUUGGAUCAAAUCAAGAUUCUGGCCACACUUUCGGCCGAUAAUAUUUGUUACGCGGAUAUCAAUCUUCGUCUCCAUAAGCACUCGAUUCCGAAUCAAAGAACUAUUGUUCAGAACGACUGUCAAUGGAAAUUACAUCAGAUCCAGGACGCGUCUAACCAUCUCAUGUCUGCCCUAUAUCUGCUAUCUUCUCCUCCGUUACGUUUCGAUCGAAACGAAAGCAAAUUUGACUUCCGAUCGGCUCAAGAAGUGAUUGAGGUUUGA